CACGAGCGGAAGCCCUGUUUGUUGUUCUUCCUCCGGACGGGUCUCUGCAUGUCUCCGCCGCGUCCCGCUGCAGGUCGUGUUCCUCCGGAUGAAGAUUAACAGGUAUGCCAAAGGAAAAAUAUGAUCCUCCAGAUCCCCGCAGAUGUUACACCAUCAUGCCAGCGGAUGAGGCGGCCAGUGGGAAGAAGUCUUACUGGGCCGAGCUCGAGAUUUCUGGACGGGUGAGGAGCCUGAGCACCUCCUUAUGGACGCUCACCCACCUGACGGCGCUGCACAUCAACGACAACAACCUGAGCCGCAUCCCGCCGGACAUCGCCAAGCUGCCACACCUGGUCUACCUGAACCUGUCGUCCAAUAAGCUCCGCAGCCUGCCUGCCGAGCUGGGCAACAUGGUCUCUCUCAGGGAAUUGCUUUUAAACAACAAUCUUUUACGAGUUCUGCCUUAUGAACUUGGGAGGCUUUUCCAGUUACAAACCUUGGGGCUUAAAGGAAACCCUUUGUCCCAGGACAUCCUCAAUCUGUACCAGGAGCCGGACGGAACCAGGAAGCUUUUGAACUACAUGCUCGACAAUCUAGCAGUUCACCCAGAGCAGCUCCCCCAAAGACCUUGGAUCACUCUGAAAGAGCGAGACCAAAUGAGUCCAACAGCCGUGUUCACGGUCAUGUGCUACAACGUGCUGUGCGACAAGUACGCCACGCGGCAGCUCUACGGCUACUGUCCGUCCUGGGCCCUGAACUGGGAGUACCGGAAGAAAGGCAUCAUGGAGGAGAUCACCAGCUGUGACGCCGACAUCAUCAGCCUGCAGGAGGUGGAGACGGAGCAGUACUACACCAUGUUUCUAGAAACGCUAAAGGAACGCGGCUACGACGGCUACUUCUGCCCGAAGUCUCGAGCCAAACUGGUUUCUGAGCAGGAGAGGAAACACGUGGACGGCUGCGCUGUGUUCUUCAAGACCGAGAAGUUUACUUUGAUCCAGAAACACACUGUGGAGUUCAACCAGGUGGCCUUGGCCAACUCUGAGGGUUCAGAGGUCAUGCUGAACAGAGUGAUGACCAAAGACAACAUCGGGGUGGCCGUUCUGCUCGAGGUCAACAACGACCUGUUCUCCGACGGCAUGAAGCCACCACAGGAGAGGCAGCUGAUCCUGGUGGCCAACGCCCACAUGCACUGGGACCCCGAGUACUCGGACGUGAAGCUGGUCCAGACCAUGAUGUUCCUGUCGGAGCUGAAGAGCAUCGCUGAGAGGGCCUCCGGCUCCGUGGCGACGGGUUCCCCCGCCUCCGACCCGUCCUCCAUCCCCAUCGUCCUCUGUGCCGACCUCAACUCGCUGCCCGACUCCGGUGUGGUGGAAUACCUGAGCAACGGAGGAGUGGCCGAGAACCACAAGGACUUCAAGGAGCUGCGCUACAACGACGCACUGACCAACUUCAGCUGCAACGGAAAGAACGGCAACUCUGACGGCAGCGUCACCCACAACUUCCAUCUGAAGAGCGCCUACGACAGCAAUCUGAUGCCUUACACCAACUACACAUAUGACUUCAAGGGCGUUAUCGACUACAUCUUCUUCUCAAAGACCCACAUGAGUGUCCUGGGCCUGAUGGGACCGUUGGACAGCCAGUGGCUCGUCGACAACAACAUCACCGGCUGCCCUCACCCGCACAUCCCCUCGGACCACUUCUCCCUGCUGGCCCAGCUGGAGCUGCAACCUCCCCUGCCCCACCCGCUCAACCCCCUCAACGGGCUGCACCUGCCGGUCCACAGGUAGUGCAGCGCUGAGAGAGAGAGAGAGAGAGAGAGAGCACCGCCCAACACCUUCCUGCCUCACCUACAAAACACUCUCCCCCUCCUCCUCCCCCAUCCCUCCAGCUUUAUACAGGACCCUGUACAGUCCACCGAUCAUGUUAAAAAACUCGGACGCCAUCCGACCCUGAGACCCCCCCCCAAAAGGAGUGAAGUAUUCGCCCGUUUGUUGCUCCUUUGUUGUGUUUUUUUUUUUUUUUUUUUUGCACAAUGUAAAUGUUUGUUUUAUGACAUAUUUUCUCCCCCCCUUGAAAAGGCUUGAUACCAAAUGUUGGGCUUGGGAUGAAGUUGCCAUGGUAACCCCCCAAUGUCGAUUGUUUUGUUUUUUUUGCCUUUAGAACAUAUCGCUUGUAGAUUCUGCUGCUACAACAACAAACCUUAACGACUUUGACUUUUUAAAGAUAAACUACACACGUCAGCAGAUUAGCUGAAUUUAAUUUUUUUUUUUUUUUUGUUUGUUUGUUUUUUGACAUUUCACGACAGCCGUGAAAUUUUUAGAGUAGAAACACGACAUGAUAUUAAUUGUGUUAAAGUCACAGUCUACAUAAAACUGGAGUCUGCUAUCACUCCCAAAUGAACUGACAGGUAUUUUUAAUGAACGGAGAAACACUAAAAAUCUACUGGAGGUUAGGGGAUGUUUACGAGGACGUGAGAAGGUUUGUUUACAGCGGUCAGUUUUGUAAACAAAAGUCCAUAUUUUCAAUUGUGAAACACCGAAAUAUUUAAUUUAAUCAUAUGUGGAGAAAAAUACCUGUCAUUUUUAAGGUUAAAAAGUACCGAUUGGGCGUUUUAAAAGUAGUUAUUUACACUAAAUUGGUGUUUUUUUUUUUCAUAUAUGAAAUCAUCUCAUGUCACACUGAUAAUAUAGAUGAUUGUUUUUCGGGGGCUUUUAGAUUUACACGUGGAAAAUGAUGGAUAGUAAAAGUUCAACUUUUCAUCCUUUUUUAGAUUCUGUUGCCUGGUGUUUGUUUUAAAGGCGUCACCUGACGUCUUCCUUCUCGCCAGGCAGCGAAUCUCGAGCUGAAAGCCGCCUCAUGGUGCUGCGUGAACGUUACUGAGCUGCUGCAUUCACUACGAUGAUUUUUGUUUUUUAGUUUCUUCCAUAAUACGGGUCUUGAACCUCUCUUCUGCUAAAUAUUUGACCUGCGUUCAUCUCGUUCGAUUCAUGCUCACUGCAGUUUAAAAGAUGCACACGUUACGUUUCCUGCAAGAUGAUGAUGAAGAAAUUUAAAUAUUUCAGUUGAGACUAAAUGUUAUUUAUUAGGCAUUUCAACCAAAUUAACCCCGUAACUUUUACUUUAAAUAAAUAGUUAAAGGUAUGAACAAAACCCUGAUAUUGAUCAAAAAUGCGCUUUAUACUUUUAGCUUUUGAAGUCGUGCUUUCAAACACCUACGGUCUUAAAAGAGAAUCGUGUCACCUGACUAGCCAAAGAAUCCCCC
Anoplopoma fimbria (sablefish) is the source of this 3241-nucleotide messenger RNA. It is a transcript of the gene cnot6l, whose product is annotated as CCR4-NOT transcription complex, subunit 6-like. The record is from RefSeq and is a predicted model, not a curated record. Gene Ontology annotation, cellular component: nucleus; CCR4-NOT complex; cytoplasm. Gene Ontology annotation, biological process: nuclear-transcribed mRNA poly(A) tail shortening. Gene Ontology annotation, molecular function: poly(A)-specific ribonuclease activity; protein binding. NCBI's taxonomy places the organism in Eukaryota, Metazoa, Chordata, Actinopteri, Perciformes, Anoplopomatidae. The transcript is spliced from 12 exons. Bases 105 to 1766 code for a protein of 553 amino acids.